AUGGGACAGGGAGACGUACCGAUGUGGUUUGGCGGGGACUUCAACCGCCACGACCUCCUCUGGGGCGGAGAUGAAGUGUCAGCGAGCAGACAAGGGGAGGGCCAGCCCAUCAUUGACCUGAUGGACGACUUUGGUCUUAGCAGCCUUCUCCCGAGAGGAACGAAAACGUGGCAAAGGUCGGACGAGGAGAGCACCAUCGACUUGGUGCUGGCAUCGGCGGAACUGGCGGACGAGUUGACAUCCUGCGUGAUUCAUCCAACAGAGCACGGAUCAGACCAUAGAGCGAUCCAGACGACCUUCGACAUUCGAGUGCCGGAGCGUACCUUUCCGCAGCGCCUGAUGCUCAAGAACGCGCCGUGGAUCGCCAUCGCAACCAGGGUCGAGGACGAGCUUCGGCCUCUUCCGUGGACUGUGGGGGUGCAGACGCAGGCGGAUCAGCUCAUGCGGGUGGUCACCAAGGCGCUUCGAGAUCUGACUCCUCGAGCCCAGCCGCCGCCAUACGCGAAGCGAUGGUGGACAAAGGACCUGACGCGACUCCGUCGGACGUACACGUAUUGGCGCAAUCAAGCAAGGGCGCAGCGAAGAGCCGGUCAAUCGCGUCCGGAUCUGGAGCAGCGCGCCAAGGAGGCUGCGAAGGAGAGCAACAUCUGGAGGGCUGCCAAGUAUCUGAAGCCUGGUACGGAGAUGACGGAUGACAAGGUGCCCCCGCUGAAGAGAGCCGACGGUUCGAUCACCGAAAGCAAGGGCGAGCAAGCCGAGGAACUCCUGAGCACCUUCUUUCCGCCUCUGCCAACGAGGAUCGAGCCGGAGGGUGAACGUCCGCAGAGAGAAGAAAUAGCCAUGCCAGACCUCACCUUGCAAGAGAUUGAGGAGAAGGUGAUGGCGGCGAAGCCCUGGAAAGCGCCUGGUGAGGAUGGCCUUCCUGCGAUCGUGUGGAAGAAGCUCUGGCACGUGGUCAAGCACCGGAUCAUCCCUCUGAGGAAACCAGAUAAAGGAGACUACACCCUGGCCAAGGCGUGGCGACCGAUUUCUCUCCUGUCGACGCUUGGCAAGAUUCUGGAGGCAGUCGUCGCGGAACGUAUCAGCUAUGCAGUCGAGGCUCAAGGGCUUUUGCCCGCGAACCACUUUGGUGCACGGAAGCGCAGGUCCGCAGAUCAAGCACUCGUGCUUCUGCAGGAGCGAAUCUACAAGGCCUGGAGAACGGGCAGAGUGCUCAGCCUCAUCAGCUUUGACGUCAAAGGCGCAUACAACGGAGUGUGCAAAGAGCGAAUGCUCGAAAGGAUGAAAGCCCGAGGCAUCCCGAACCUGGUGCAAAGACGGAUCAGUAAUAACGGUGGCUCCAUCGCCUUCGUGGACGAUUACUCUGCCUGGGUCACGGGGCCAACGGCAGAGUCAAACAGAGAUGAGAAGACAUCCUUCAUCCACUUCACACGCAUCGCGGAGCGUGACAGCGACCUGCCUCUCAUCAUCAAAGGAAACGAUGUCAAGCCGAAGAGCAACGUGAAGCUGUUGGGAGUCAUCAUGGACAAAGCGCUUCGCUUCAAGGAACACAUCGCCAGAGCGGCCGCCAAGGGGCUGGCCGCGGCCAUGUGCUUGAAACGACUGAAGAUGGCUUCGCCACGGAUGGCGAGGCAACUGUUCGUCGCGACCGUGGCGCCAGCCAUGGACUAUGCCUCAAACGCUGUCACGGGAGGCUUCCGCACGGUGGCAACGGCAGUGGCCGAGGCCGAGGCCGGCGUGCAAUCGUUCCGAGAACGGCAUGCUCAAGCGGCAGCGAAAUUCUGGAUAAGGAUGCGGACGCUCCCGAAGACGCAUCCUCUGACAUCGUUGAGGCUCAAACUGAACAGGAGGUAUGCGUCGCCAAUGCAGAAGCUCGCCUCGGCGAUGGGAAGAAUAGAUACCAAGCGCCUGGAAGUCAUCCACGAGUUCGCACUGGCGCCGUGGGACGAACGAGUGCAGGCAACGGAUGAGACAGACCGAGUGGAGGUGCUGAAGUCGGAUGACCCGGAGGACAUCACUAUUGCGACGUCCAGCUCGCAAAGGAAAGGCAAGGUCGGGUUGGGAGGCGUCGUUCGGGAUGCUUCCCGCGACAGCGUAGACGAAGUGCUGGCCAGCUACUCCGUCACCUCGGCUCCAGUGAUGAGCAGAAUGCCUACACAGCAGGACUCGAGGCAAUCGCCACGGCUCUGA
Hirsutella rhossiliensis is the source of this 2190-nucleotide messenger RNA. Its product is annotated as endonuclease-reverse transcriptase domain-containing protein. The transcript is spliced from 6 exons. The record is from RefSeq and is a predicted model, not a curated record. Gene Ontology annotation, molecular function: catalytic activity. Bases 1 to 2190 code for a protein of 729 amino acids. Lineage: Eukaryota; Fungi; Ascomycota; Sordariomycetes; Hypocreales; Ophiocordycipitaceae.